Molecule: messenger RNA, 1113 nt
Organism: Oryza sativa Japonica Group (Japanese rice)
Lineage: Eukaryota; Viridiplantae; Streptophyta; Magnoliopsida; Poales; Poaceae
Source: RefSeq, a predicted model, not a curated record
ACGUGAGAUGAAGACCGAGUCAAAUCAGCCACAUAUGUGCCACGUCAGCCAAAACCGCCAUCUAAAUCGCCGAGGGACCUUAUCUGCUCCGGUUUUGAUAGUUGAGGGACUCGUUGUAUCUGGUUUUUGGUUGAGGUACGAAAAUCGGAUUCGGUGACAAAUUAAGGGACCUCAGAUGAACUUAUUCCACUAAUAAACAGAGAAAAAGAAAUACUAACAAGCCAACCCAUAUGAGAUGCGGCCCACUACUGAAAAGGCCCAACACACACAGCCCAUUUCACCUGCCCUGCUACGAAGCGUCGAAGUCCCCUUCCCUUCUCCGCCGCAGCUGGUUCGAACCGGAGGCGCAACGUCGGCGGCGGCAGCGCUUUUCACGGCGACUUGGGCGGCGGCGGCGGCGGCGGCGAAUAGGGUGAGCAAUCGUGUGAGAAGGGGCGGCGGCGAUGGCGAUGGCGACGGCGGCGCUAGCCAGGGCGAUGCGCGGCGGAUCCGGCGCCGGUGCGGGACUGGCGGCCGGCGAACUCCUCUCGAAGGCUCCCGCUACCCGGACUUCCUCCCUCCCCGCUAUGGUCGCGUCUCGUGGUUGCUCAAACGGAGGUGGGAGGUGCGCCAAGGUGGCAGAUUUGGCGGAGAUGAACGGCAGGAUAAAUAUGGUGGAGUUUGAGCUGAAGCGGGAGGUGCAACUGAUGAAGUUCGCAGUUGAAAAACAAAGAGCAAUGGCAAGGGUUGAGAUGAUGGAGGCUGAGGCAAACAGGAUGCAGUUUCGCUUCAGACUCAUGUGUGGUCUUGUAUGGGGUGGAUCGCUGGUCUACAUAGCAAGUCAUAGGUAUUAGAGGUGGCUACUGUCUUGUUUGCUGCAUCUGUGAGGUCAAAACAUAGCACUGAUGGAACUAUGAUCUUUGAUGUAGCCAACAGGCAAUUUAUAUUAGCUAGGGCCUAGAAAAUGCCUUCAGUAAUGGAUAGCGCUAGACCCGUGAGGAACUACUGUGCACAUAUGUGUGUGAUGCUAGAGUGUGCUCCUACACAUUAGCCUAUGCAUCCCUCUGAUGGUUUUUUGUCUGUGAGAGUUCAUCUGCCUGCAAUGUGAGUCUAUCCAGUCGUGUUGUUUCUUCU